AUGUGCGAAAGAGCUGCAGCGUAUCAAAAUGCCUACAGUCUAGCAGCAGAGCAAUUUUUGCUGUCUGGAGAGAACAAGUUGCCUCGCCGCCAACCAUUUCCAACAACAGGGCGCGCCAAUCACAUUAGCCUGGAGCCUGGCACUACAGACAAACCGAAGAGUCGCUGCUAUUGCUGUGAGGGGGAGCACCGGUUGAUGGCCUGCCCAACAUUCAAAGAAAUGCCUACGAUAGAAAAGGUACGGUUCUGCGUCAAGCGCCGCUUAUGCAUGAAAUGUUUCGGGACGAGACACUCUGCAGCCGAUUGCAAAUUCGGAAAGGGCUGUGGAGUCAAUGGAUGUCAUUAUAUCCAUCAUCCAUUGCUUCAUGAUCCUGGAGAGAAACACGCCAAGGGCAACAGCCAUCAUACAUCACUUUCAGCCCAGGUAGAUCGAGUCAAGGUGGCGCUAGGCGUUAUCCGGAUGGAAGCUUACACAGCGGAAGGCCAACUCAUUCCAGUAUCAGUGCUGAUAGACGAGGGCAGCGAUACGACGCCGUUUCGAGAGGACUUUCUCCAACGGCUCAAGAUCACCGGAAAAGGUACUACCCUAGAUCUCGUAGGAGUUACCGGCGCAGAACGCUACAAGUCGCAGAAGGCCCCGGUUCGAUUUCUUUUACCGGAUGGGGAGGAGGCCAUCAUCAAAGGAAAGACGAUCCCGCAGAUAUCUAGGCCGACUCCGGUAAUCGAUUGGAGAAAAUUGAAAAACCGAUGGCCACACUUAGCCGACGUCCCAGUGCAAGAAAGUGGCGGAAAGAUUGACGUCUUAGUGGGACUCGACCACUCAAAUCUACUUGCAGUAUUAGAAUCACGCGUCGGAGGUGAAUAUGAACCUUUCGCAUCUUGCACUAGACUCGGCUGGAUCGUCCGCGGCCUACUUGGGAGUGACAUCGGUCCGAUGACAACGGCCUACAUCCAUCAUCUCACAGCGACAUCCGAGUCCUCGCUCGAUACAGAGUUCAAGAAAUUUUGCACAACUGAAAAUUUCGGUACUGAAUUUAAAGGAGAUGGCCUCUCAGAAUCGGACAGAAUCGCCGAAAAGAUCGUUGAUGAAGGCCUGAAGAAACUCGACAUUGGGUAUGAAACCCCACUCACGUGGCUCGAAGGAGAGCCAACAUUUGAAAAUAACAGAAAACUAGCUGAGCAUCGUUUGCAAGACCUGCGGGAACGAUUCAAGAGAGAUCCAGAUUUGGAGACUGAUUACAGAGCCGCGAUCAAGAAAUACGUCGACGAAGGCUAUGCAUCACGUGUAGAAGAGGAAGACUUAUACUCGAACAACCAGUACUACUUGCCACAUCACGGUGUCUACAAAAAGGUGUAUGGUAAAAAGAAAAAGAAGCUUCGAGUCGUCUUCGACGCCGCUGCAAAAUGGAAGAAGAAAUGCCUCAACGACGGAAUGCGACAGGGUCGAAAACUGCAAAACGACCUAGCCAAGGUCCUCAUUCGAUUCCAGCUGGGGGAGAUUGCCUUUGCAGCAGACGUGACUGCAAUGUACAGCAGGAUUCGACUUCGACCACAAGACGCUCGCUUUCAUCGAUUUCUCUGGCAAGAUCAAGAUUCUGACGUCAUUAUUACGUACCAAAUGGAUCGCUUGCCAUUUGGAUCAAACUGUGCCCCAUUUCUCGCCCUAAAAGCCGUUCACAGAGCCGCUUCAGACGCCACUAGAGGGAGAGAAGAAUGCAUGGAGGCAGUGGAGAAAAAUAUGUAUAUGGACGACCUAUUAAAAGCAGUCGACAACGAAGGAGAAGCAAUUAUGAAAGCAAAACUCAUCCGCGAUGGACUAGCAGAAGGCGACUUUCAUCUGACAAAUUGGAUCUCGAACUCUUCGAUAUUCAUCAAAGCGUUGCAACCAGAGCCGGCAGCAGCAGCAGCACAUCGCGAUUUAGCGUCGGAUGACAUCGAGAAGCUACUGGGAGCCUUCUACGAGCCAACGACAGACGAGAUGACGUACCGGGUGAUUGGAAUUGAAGAUCUUAAAUGGACGCGCGCUGGAUUGCUGAGCAAGGUGGCGAGUAUCUACGACCCCCUAGGCCGAGCAGCACCAGCACUGGUAAAAGCCAAAAUUAAAUUGCGGGAACUAGGUACCAGAGGACUAAACUGGAACGAAGCCAUCAGCGGUGAUGACAAGGAGUGGUGGCAAACCUGGUUCAAGACGCUGGAAAAACUCAAUGACUUUUCGAUGCCACGGAAUCUGCAACCGGACAAAGAAAAAAAUCAUCCAGAGCGACCUUCUAACCUUUGGAGAUGCAUCUGA
This is a messenger RNA of Daphnia magna, 2289 nucleotides long. RefSeq lists its product as uncharacterized. NCBI's taxonomy places the organism in Eukaryota, Metazoa, Arthropoda, Branchiopoda, Diplostraca, Daphniidae. The transcript has a single exon. The coding region runs from base 1 to 2289 and encodes 762 amino acids. The record is from RefSeq and is a predicted model, not a curated record.